This is a messenger RNA of Arctia plantaginis, 2604 nucleotides long. The record is from the annotation of a GenBank genome assembly. Lineage: Eukaryota; Metazoa; Arthropoda; Insecta; Lepidoptera; Erebidae.
AUGGGUGAAGUAAAACCAAGUUUGCAAGAUAAUCCUCGAGGAGCUCUAGAACAAUACAUAAUUGCUUUACAAAGUGAAUCGAAAAUGGCACGAAAACAGGCGCUCGCGAAAAUAAAUGAGGAAAUAUUUGAAAACCCAGCUAACAGUGAUUGUGACUUGACCACCGUUUUCCCAGAAGUGUAUGCUUAUGUGUUAAAGAGCUUUUCCGAUCCUUCCGAAGCAUGUCGAGAUGUUUCAGCGGCUAUUAUAUCUAAUUUCAUAGAGAAACUCCCUUUAAAUGACUAUUAUCUAACCUAUAUCCUCCCGGUAAUAGUCCGACGUAUUGGUUGCCCUGAAAUAGUCGAAGAAUCGGAAGAAAUUCGUCUGACACUUAUCCAAUUAGUCCAUAAAAUUCUAGACAAGUAUAAAGUAGUUCAUCUCUUAAGCCCAUUUAUCAAUGAUUUAACAAGUAUUCUAACCAAAACAGUCACUGAUCCAUUUCCAAAAGUCAAGCUUGAAGCUUGUGAAUGUAUAAUAGCAGUUACUAAAAAUUUACAGAGAGAUUUUCACUUCCAAUGUGAAAAUUAUGUAAAGCCUAUAAUAUCAAACUUUGCGCAUCAGCAUUAUAGGGUCAGGGUGGCUGCUAUCAAGGCUAUAGGAGCCGUAGUCAACUCAGGUAAUGGUAAGUGCUUUGAGAUGUCCAUCACACCGAUGGCUGAGAAACUGUUUGAUGAAAACAAUCAAGUGCGUCUACAAGUCACCCUAGAAGUGGGAAACUGGAUGCUCAAUUACCGAGAUAGAUAUUCUUUCUGGCAUAAGAUGAUACCUCUUCUUCUUACAAGCCUAAGUGACGUAAUGGAAGAUAUCAGAGAAACUGCCAGUUCCUUCUGGAGGGAUGUCGGACUACAAUAUAUGGAAGAAAAUGAAGAAGAUCUUAAGAAAAAGGCUGAUUUUCUCAAAGACGUACCCACUCAUUACCCUGCUAAUAUUACAAGACCUAAUAUGGGAUGUAGGACACUUGCUCAGCAUAAUAUUGGGAAGAUUGUCCCCGCUAUUGUCCGAGAAAUGGACGGAUGGCAAGCAGAUGCUCGGCUUCGCGUAGCACAAUUAUUAUGCUGGCUCAUUUUAUGUGCUGAAGAGGGGUCCACUCAGCACGCCCAAACUAUCGUUAAAGCGAUGCUAAGAGGAGCUGGUGACGAAGAUAAUAGAGUUAUUCUCGAGAUCAAACGUACAGGUGAGCUGUUCGGCUACUUCAUAAAUCCUACUACUUGGUGGCCGCUCCUGGAAGCCGAUGUGGACUCAUGGCCUGCACUAUUGGUGAUUGCCAAUAUUAUAAAGGGCUCUCAGGCGGAAUUGCUCAAGGAAAAAGUUUUAGAGGAAUUGUGCAGAGAACUGGCUGACCCGGAUAGGUGCAGGACUAGGAAACCAAAAUACCAAACCGAACUGCUGCAUGUUUGCGAAGCUCUAAUGGAUGUGUGCGGCGAUGCUUGUACGGCGGUUGCAAACGAUCUCUUCACUAUAAACUUUACCGUUUAUGCCAUGCCGUAUGAUAACCAGAUACAGUUCAUGGCAAUAUCUAACUUAGACAAGCUGCGUUAUAUAGAAAAAUGCGGGAAGACUCUGACCACCUUGUAUGAGAAGCAUAUCGGUAGAAUACUGGCCGGUGUCACUAGCGACGCUCUCACAUGGAGUAUACUCACACCAGAUAGAUGUUUGCUGGAGUGUGUGAUGUUGCACUCUGGAUCAGCUAUGGGUGCUCAACUGCAUCUAAUAGCGCCUCUACUGAAGGAGUCCUUGGCGCCUUCCAAGGUAGACCCGGAGGUUAAGUUGAAGAUCUUCACGACGCUGUCCACGGUACUUGUACAGCGGCAGACCAACUUUAGGAAGUGUGACACCGAUAAAUUGGAAGCAUUCCUGAAUAUUGUUAUUGAAGAGGUGAUACUCCCGAACCUGGUGUGGACCGCUGGACGGACGGCUGAGGCUAUCAGAACUGCUGCAGUUGCCUGCCUGUGCUCUGCUCUCCAGGACAACCCGCCUAUUGAUGACGUACUCAUAGCUGAGCAAGGUGGUGAUGGGGAUACGGGCGAUACGGAAGUUAACCUAUUCCCAACGAAGGAAUCUCUAGCACCAUUCCUGGACAAAAUGGUGCCUCUUCUCGUUGGUCUGGUGGAUGAUAAUUCGACAUUGACUAGACAGCACGCGCUUAGGGCCAUCUGCUGCCUCGCGACCUUGGCUUCUAGGCGAUGCUGUUUCACUGCGGAAAUACUGCAUAAACUCUACUUUGGUGUCGUGAAGCGUCUAGACGACAGCAGUGACAAAGUGCGGUCGUACGCUGUACAGACUCUGUGCGCGUUGUUCAGCCGCCGGCCCGAGCCGUACGACACGGUGCUGUACGGCGCUCACAUCGACGCGGUGUACAGCGCCAUGCUCAUACACCUCGAUGAUACUGACGAAGGAUUCCGGAAACAAAUGCUUGAGGCUCUGAUAAAGCUCAGCGACAUAGACCCGCCGCUUCUUAUGAAGAAAGUGAAGUCGAAUAUUCAUAUUUACAGGAAUAAAGCGGCUUAUGAACGAUUAUCUAGUCACCUUGAAAAGUUAUUACUUACUACGGCAAAUAAUUCUUAA